Molecule: messenger RNA, 1380 nt
Organism: Sceloporus undulatus (fence lizard)
Lineage: Eukaryota; Metazoa; Chordata; Lepidosauria; Squamata; Phrynosomatidae
Product: F-actin-capping protein subunit alpha-2-like
Exons: 3
Coding region: 1-1032 (343 amino acids)
Biological process (GO): actin cytoskeleton organization; barbed-end actin filament capping
Cellular component (GO): F-actin capping protein complex; actin cortical patch
Molecular function (GO): actin filament binding
Source: RefSeq, a predicted model, not a curated record
AUGGCAGCAGCCUUAUUCCUCUCCAUCCUCCAGCCCCAGUUCAACCGUGCCACAGAAGCCGGUCGAAGGGAUUCUCGGAGGGUCUCCCAGUCAUGCUGUGAAGUUGCGGAUGCAAGAGAGCUGCAUGGUCCAGAUUUAGCGUUCGUAAGCCAGGCCAACAUGUCCCAGGAGCAAAUGUCCAGAGACAACCCCUUAGCAAAGUUGGAGAAAGCUCAAGUGGUGAGUCGACUCUUGAAACAAGCCCCACCGGGAGAGUUCAAUGAGGUCUUCAGUGACUUGCGCAUGCUUGUGGGCGAUGAUGCCAUGAUGUCCGAGGAAGCGGAGAAUCUGUGUGCCGUGCACAACAAGGACCACUUCACUCCGGUCAAAACGGAAAAGUGUGAGGUGUUGCUGACCCGCCACAAUGAGUUGGAAGAGAACCGCUUCCUAGACCCGCAGAGUCAAGUCUCCUUCAAGUACGAUCAUCUGAAGAGGAUACCAAGCGAUUUCCAGACUCACCACGAAGAAACAACAGGGGAAGUGUGGAGAAGAGCACUCUAUGAUGCUCUGAAGGCCUAUGUAUGCAACCACUAUCCAGAGGGGCUUUGCAGUGUCUUCAUCAAGGACACCGCUGUCCGGAAGAUCUUUGUGGCUUGUAUAGAAAGCCACCGGCACAAGUCCUCGGCUUUUUGGAAUGGCCUGUGGAAAUCGGAAUGGACUUUUGCACUGAUUCCUGCCUCCACUUCUACGGAAGUGACAGGGAACAUCUUGGUCCAAGCGCACUAUUUUGAGGAUGGCAACAUGCACCUGACGGUCACCAAGAAUGUAGAGGAGACUCUGCUGGUUACCGAUAAGACCCAAACGGCCGAAGAAUUUGUGAAGCUGGUAAAGAAAGUGGAGAACGAAGUCCAGCAUGGGCUGAUGGAAGAGUAUCGGCACAUGAAUGGCACCUACCUGAAGUCCUUCCGGAGACAGUUGCCCAUUACCCACACCAGUCUGGACUGGGAGAAGGUCGUGAUGGUUCGGAUUGUAGAGGCCCGGGCGAUCCAGUAAUGGCAAUCUGGCCUCAGCAUGGCAGGAUGGACAAAGAUGUAAAACAAAAUGUUUAGGGAACCUUAAUUGCCUAAAGUAAUGUUGCAAAAUAAAUGAGUAAAGCAAGACUGAUGCAAUGCGGAUGAGUGAAUAGAAUGGUAUUUAUUCAGUACUUGUAAUCUGUAGUGUCACUUAAGUACAAGCACAAAUGUGUCUUGUGUAAGAGUGGGGAAUAAAUGGACCACAAACCACAUGAAGACCCCGAAGCCCAUUUUUAGGGUCCCAACUUAGGGAUAUCUGUGCAGGCAAGCAUUUUCAAAAGCAUCUCCAAUGUCUCCUUUUAAAAAUGGCAUUUUCAGUUCAAUUUAA